AUGCUCAGAUACAGUUAUACAAUUGCUCCACGUUUACGUUUAGUUAGAUACAACAGUACUAUCUACAAUAAUGUCAUCGGCACUUUGAAGAAAGACCUUAAGGAGGCUAUGUCCACUAAAGAUGCCUUGAAGAAAACUGCUAUCAAGAGCAUACUGUCUACAAUCAAAAACAAUGAAAUAGAUGCCAAGGACAAAUCAUUAUUAGAUGAGUAUUCCUUGCAUGAUGCCUUUACAAAGAUGGUUGCUCAACGAAAUGAUUCCAUCAAGGAAUUUAUCGCCAACAAGAGAGAUGAUUUAGCUGAGAAGGAUAAACAAGAAAUUGAGGUUAUAAACAAAUAUUUGAAGGAGUUGCCUGUCUCUUCUGCUGAGGAUUUGAAAACUAAGGCCACUGAAUACUUGAAACAAUUACAAGAAUCAGAACCAAACUUGCAGUUGAAACAGCUGUUUGGCAAGGUCGAUUGGGAUGCUCUAACCAAGGAUUGGAAGGCUUCACAAAAGUCAAUCAGAACUACCAUUGUAUCAGAAUUUAAAAAUAUCUUUAAAUCCUAG
Nakaseomyces glabratus is the source of this 549-nucleotide messenger RNA. It is a transcript of the gene AIM41, whose product is annotated as Aim41p. The record is from RefSeq and is a predicted model, not a curated record. Lineage: Eukaryota; Fungi; Ascomycota; Saccharomycetes; Saccharomycetales; Saccharomycetaceae. Gene Ontology annotation, molecular function: carbon-nitrogen ligase activity, with glutamine as amido-N-donor. Gene Ontology annotation, cellular component: mitochondrion.